Panthera uncia (snow leopard) is the source of this 501-nucleotide messenger RNA. It is a transcript of the gene LY6G5C, whose product is annotated as lymphocyte antigen 6 family member G5C. Gene Ontology annotation, cellular component: external side of plasma membrane. The transcript is spliced from 4 exons. NCBI's taxonomy places the organism in Eukaryota, Metazoa, Chordata, Mammalia, Carnivora, Felidae. The record is from RefSeq and is a predicted model, not a curated record. Bases 1 to 501 code for a protein of 166 amino acids.
AUGCAGACCCCACAUCUGCUGGAACUCUGGACCUUGCCUUACUGGGCACCAGGCAAGGCAGCAGGCCCUGCAGGUAGCCGGAGUAUGGAGCCCAUUGGCCUUCAUAGCACCUCCCAAGCCCUGUACAUGGUCCUUUUAAUAGUGCUGGUCAUGAGGAGCUUGGUGUUUGGUAAUUUUGAUCCUGUCAAUCCGGAACCCCCUCAUCCAGCUCAGUUCUCCAAAUAUCUGCGCUGCUAUCGAUGCCUCUUGGAGACCAAGGAGUUGGGAUGCCUUCUGGGAUCUGACAUCUGCCUUGCCCCCCCCGGCAGCAGCUGCAUGACUCUGCUCAUAAAGAACAGCAGUGGUUCUGACAUCAUGGUGAGUGACUGCCGCCGCAAGGAGCAGAUGAGUGAUUGUUCAUAUACCCGCUCUUCUCCAGUGUUUGGCUUCUGGAUAUUUUCUCGAUGCUGCUUCCUGGAGUUCUGCAAUAACCCUCAGAACAGAGUGUUCUAUAUUCCUUAG